GACCUGUGGCUGGGUGAUGGCAGGGUGGCCAAAGGGCUCCAAGGCUGGGGCCUGCAGCCUGUCUCACAAGAGGUCCUGUUUAUGUAACGCUCCAGGUUAGGUUAGGCUUUAUUAUUUCUAUUCCCCCCCCUCCCCCCCCCCCCCCCGAUAUAUGUUUAUAUUCUUUCUCCUUAUUUUUAUUCUUGGCCCUUCACAGGGUGGUGAAUCCUUUUUCUCUCUGUCUGGAGUGUGGGUGGCAUUGAAAAAUAUCAUUGGGAAUUUGGUUUUAGGAUUGUUUUAUUAAUAGUUUUUGUUUACAAGGUGGUGGUGUGUGCCGAGAGGGGGUAGAAAUGGCAAGAGUGGCUGAAAUGUUUUCCAGCUCUGUUGACUGAACGUGCCUGACCUCCCUCAGUAGGACUUGGGGUCUGGUGGCUCUAACUUCGUGAUGUCAAGGGGUCGAGAUACAGGGGAGAUCCAAUCCUACGAUGGUGGGUGGCCCCACACCAGGAUGAGGGAAUGGGAACUCGACCUUGGAACAGGCAAAUCCACAGUGGCCAGUCUAUUUCUGACUGAUGGCUGGGCAGUCUCUCACUCUCCAGAUUUGAAAGCACCAUAUGAAGGUGGAGUAUGGAAAGUUAGAGUCGACCUUCCUGAUAAAUACCCUUUCAAAUCCCCGUCUAUAGAUCUCACCAAUAUAUUUGAAUCGUUCCUGCCCCAGCUGCUGGCCUACCCUAACCCUAUAGAUCCUCUAAAUGGUGACGCUGCAGCCAUGUACCUCCACCGACCAGAAGAGUACAAACAGAAAAUUAAAGAAUACAUUCAGAAAUAUGCAACAGAAGAAGCACUAAAAGAACAGGAAGAAGGCACCGGGGACAGCUCAUCUGAGAGUUCCAUGUCUGACUUCUCGGAAGAUGAGGCUCAGGACAUGGAGUUGUAGUAGAAGAGGCAACCUGCUUUUCAGAGAGACUCUAAUUUCCUAACCAUGAGAAGCAGACUAUAAUAUUCAUAUUUAAACAAAGCAAUUUUUUUUAUUACUAAACAAGGUUUUUAUGAAUAAUAGCAUUGAGAUAUAUAUAUCACCCUUUAGAUCUUGAUUUUCUUGGUCAUUUCUCGAACCCGAGGUGCAUAGCAUAUUCCCACAUUCCAUUUUGGUAGCAAUAUGCAGCCCAAAUGCAUGCAUUCAGAUUCCAUUUGGCCAAGUCAACUUGUGUGCUACUGAACUGUCAGCUAAAACAGCUGCCCUGGUAGGUAGGGAGUUAGCAAAAAGAUGUUUGCUUUCUUAUCAAUGUUUCCAAAGACACCACCUUGGAUGCUAACGUGGAACAGCAUAUUCUCAAAGUAUAAAAUCUGGGGGAUGAUAUACUAACCGUGUAGAUCAGACAGUGGAAUAAAAGCUGCUCCUUCAGGUCAACCUUGCUGAUGGUAUUUUACAUGGAGUCACAUUUAAAAAAAAAAAAAACAAACAAAAAUAAACAAUACAAAUGCAUGGAGCUAUUCAGAGCAUUGAAGCUUAAAAAUUUGACUUGGAUUUUAAGUCCGUUUUUGUAUGUGGACUCCUGCCUGCCCUUCUGAACUGUAAGGACUGACAACCACUGGUCUGUUUGCUUUUGGGACUUUUGAAAGCCUUCAUCUGGAUGUUAUUCACUUUCUUGGUCUGGAUUACAAGCUGUUCCCUUUUCGGGAGGAAAAAACAAAACAAAAAACCAAAAAAAACCCCCCACCAACAAAAACACAAACCACAAAUGAUGCUCUCUGAACAGUGCUUUGAUUUAGCUGGAGCACAUGUGAAGUGAAACUCUUACUUUGUCAUAGUUUUGAAACUGCUGCCCUUUAAUGGCUUCAAGUUUGCUUUUUUCUGUUGCUUGAAGUAUGGUUAAACACCUCGCAAACACUCUCCAUCUCCUAAGAGGGUCCUCUGACCAGAUGGAUUAGCCUUGCUGAGAGCUUCAGAUCCACGAAGACUGGCCCAUUGGCUGUGGUCCAUGAAUCCAUCGGCGCUGAUUUUAUUUUCCUUUUUUCCUCCCCCUUCUGCACCAGCUUGGUAGCCAUCUGCUUGUGUGUGUACAACAGGAUUAAAAUUUCUUAAAAGUUAACAAAGAGUAUGAUCUAGAAAAAUUUGAGAUGAAUAAAAAAGCCUAAAAGCACCAAUUGAGGAAGCAAGUGAAUCUGCUCUGGGUUUUUUUUUUUGUUGUUUGUUUUUUGGUGGUUUUUUUUUCCCCCAGGAUACUUCUGAAUUGAAAUGUUUGAUUUCUCCUGGUGUCUUUCAGCAAGCUGAGAUUUUUGUUUGUUUUGUUUAGAUGCUAUGAAACCUAAUAUAGUAAAUGUCUACCUGGGAUGCCGGUAUACUUGAAUUUGGAUAAUUGUGCAUUGGAGAUUCAGACUAAGAGGAAUUUUUGAAGGUGGAUGUUACCUGCUGUAUUCUUUUGGGGUUUCGGAGAGGUUUGGAUAAGAUAUUUUAAUUUGUGGUGCAGCCUACAGGACAGUGCAUGGAAGAAUCAACCCACCCUGAGCAACUCUCGAGCAGAGUUUUGAAUGUCAGACUGGUACAUUUGUCAUUUUCCCAGAUUUGGGUGGUUUUGGUUUGGUUGGGUUUUUUUUUUUCUUUAGAAAUGCCACCAAGUUUUGAGUCAUAGGGAUUGGAAGGUUACAAUCCUAUUUCUAAUUCAUAAAGCACAAUCGAGUUAUUUUUUUUAUUUUGGGGAAAAAAACCAAAACAAACCUCGUAAAGUACCACUUUGCUUUAGCAUGAUUUUCCUUAAUAAAAAUAUAUAAAGAAUUUCCUUUAUGUUAAUUACGGGCAUGAAGCAAAGGUUUUUCCUCUCCUUUUCCCCCUUUUUAUUUUAAAGCAGUAAUGUUAGGGCUGUGGCUAGUGACUGUGCUGAAGUUCUCUAUCUAGCAUUUGUGGCUUGUCGGAAGGGUAAUAUUAACUAUUUAACAUGUAAUGGUGUACUUAACUCUUAUCUAGCACGCUGUUUUUCUCAUUACUUUGGGGAGGGAGGGGCCACGUUUUGCUGGCACUGUUUAACUUGCUUACCUGCUGACCUAGCAGUUUGCUUGUGCUAUAACCUUUACUGUAGGUGCUACUUAGGAGUAGAGUAAGUGCUGGGUGGUGAUAUCAGUUUAAAAGAUAAAAAAACCAAAAAAAAAAAAUCACAAUAAAAAUUUGUAUUUUUUCAA
Messenger RNA from Falco peregrinus (peregrine falcon), 3156 nucleotides. It is a transcript of the gene UBE2H, whose product is annotated as ubiquitin conjugating enzyme E2 H. Gene Ontology annotation, molecular function: ubiquitin conjugating enzyme activity. Gene Ontology annotation, cellular component: nucleus. The record is from RefSeq and is a predicted model, not a curated record. NCBI's taxonomy places the organism in Eukaryota, Metazoa, Chordata, Aves, Falconiformes, Falconidae. Gene Ontology annotation, biological process: ubiquitin-dependent protein catabolic process; protein polyubiquitination. The coding region runs from base 425 to 916 and encodes 163 amino acids. The transcript has 5 exons.